CCCCUGCACUCGCACCCACCAACACAAAUAAUUAUAUAGCACUAACAAAUUCCUCUAAUCUCCGGCAGCCAGCAUUGAAUUCGACCACCGAACCGAGCCGGAUCCUCCGGCUCACAUUUCCAUAUCCUCCAUCUCUCUCUCUUUCUAAACCUCACUACUUGUUGUUGCCAUGGAGACCAAUACAAAUAAGCCACAGCAGAAGAAGAAGAACUGGUUUCUGGCACUGGGGUUCAGUCUUCUGCUGUCUACCUUCCUCGUCUUCCUCACCGUUUUCACUUCCUCCAACCCCUCCCUGCUGCUCUACCACGAAACCCAUGUCAAGAACCAGCUCCCGGAGUUCGUGGAAUCCAAGAUGGGGGUCUUCGCGGCGAAUUCGAAGGAUUCGGUACCCAGGCUGGCGUACUUAAUCUCCGGCUCAAUGGGCGACGGGCGGAGCCUGAAGAGGACCCUCAAGGCGCUGUACCACCCGCGGAACCAGUACGUGGUGCACCUCGACCUGGAGGCCUCGCCGGAGGAGCGGCUGGAGCUGGCGGCCUAUGUGAGGAACGAGCCCCUGUUUAAGGCGCUCGGGAAUGUGCGGAUGCUCGUGAGAGCCAAUUUGGUUACGUACAGAGGGCCGACGAUGGUCAGCAAUACGCUUCACGCCGCCGCCGUUUUGUUGAGGGAUGGCGGCGAAUGGGAUUGGUUUAUUAACUUGAGUGCUUCGGAUUAUCCCCUGGUCACCCAAGAUGAUCUGCUUCAUGCAUUGUCAGCUAUUCCAAGGGAACUUAAUUUUAUUGAGCAUACAAGUGACAUUGGCUGGAAGGAGUAUCAGAGAGCCAAGCCUGUUAUAAUUGAUCCGGGUUUCUAUAGCCUGCAUAAAUCAGAUGUAUUUUGGGUGCCAGAGCAAAGAAGCGUGCCAUCUGCAUAUAGGCUAUUUACAGGUUCUGCUUGGAUGAUGCUCUCUCGCCCUUUUAUAGAAUUCUGUUUGUGGGGAUGGGACAACCUUCCAAGGAUAGUCCUUAUGUAUUAUGCCAACUUUCUUUCUUCACCCGAAGGGUACUUUCAUACAGUCAUCUGCAAUGCCCCGGAGUUCCGGAACACCACAGUAAACCAUGAUCUUCACUUCAUAUCGUGGGACAACCCUCCGAAACAACACCCGCAUUUUCUCACAGGAGAUGACUUUAAGAGAAUGGUAGACAGCAAUGCCCCCUUCGCAAGGAAAUUUGGCAGAAAUGAAGCUGUUCUUGAGAAGAUUGAUUCUGAGCUUUUGGGCUGCAGUGCCGAUGGUUUUGUGCGUGGUGGAUGGUUUAAUUAUCAAGAAAAUGCAAACCUGACUGUCCCACGUCUGGAAAUGGCAAACACCAGUGAACUCAGGCCAGGUCCAGGUGCUGAAAGGCUCAAACGCCUUGUCACUGGUUUGCUAUCAGCUGAGGAUUUUCAUGAGAAUCAAUGCGCUUGACACCAAAAGUCCUGCAAGGCCACUGCUGAAAGAUGCCAUCUUAUACCAAGUAACCAAUGGGGGAUCAUUGCUCAGUUCAGUUAAUAAUAGAGGCUGCUAACAGAACGGUUAGCAAUUCUUUAGGAACUAAGUGGGGAAGGGCAAUAACUACCUUUCCUGAAUACAUUAUUCAGCUUUACCUCUCUAUCCAAUACUAUAAUUUUGUACGUAAAUAGCCCACAGUGUAGUUUAAUAUAUAACUUGGUUCGCAUAUUAAUUAAAUGUUAUUGAAUCAUGCUUCGUCAAUUUU
Corylus avellana is the source of this 1730-nucleotide messenger RNA. NCBI's taxonomy places the organism in Eukaryota, Viridiplantae, Streptophyta, Magnoliopsida, Fagales, Betulaceae. The record is from RefSeq and is a predicted model, not a curated record.